AUGGCUAGCAGCAUAAUUGCCCUUCCCAUCUCUGCUGUCGACGAGUUGAUACAGCUGAAAAUGACCUUCGACGCACAACUUCAAGCUACUGACUUUACCUCUGAAACGCCUUCGUACCUGGCCCUCUCCGAUAAAUGCAAGGCGUACAUGAUCGCACUACAGAGAUACAUGUUCCGAUCCAUAGAUCAAAAGGCGACAAAAUUGCGAAGAUAUUACCAGCGGCAGACGGUUCUGCAGGAGGCGGGGAAUAUUCGUGACUAUGCCGCGAUCGAGGAUGGUUUGGAGGCAUUGAAGGUGGAGAAUCAUCCAGAUGAAACGACGCGAGCUGGACGACUGCUUAUGGCUGUGGGGACAUCUAUUCUCCGGAUUGAGGAGAAGGCGGAGAGUCCAGAGGAGAUGCAGAAGAUGGUUGUGGAGGAAGUUAAUGCGUCAGAAGCGGAGGUGUUGAUUCUUCGGCAAUACAAGGCGGAGCUGGAAAGUAAACAGGCAUCUCUGGAGCAUGGAAGCAUGGGAGCGUUGAAUAAUUGA
Histoplasma mississippiense is the source of this 528-nucleotide messenger RNA. RefSeq lists its product with no specific name. The record is from RefSeq and is a predicted model, not a curated record. Lineage: Eukaryota; Fungi; Ascomycota; Eurotiomycetes; Onygenales; Ajellomycetaceae. The transcript is spliced from 3 exons. The coding region runs from base 1 to 528 and encodes 175 amino acids.